AUGACGAACCAAAAGGACUUGGACUUUGAAAACAUUUUCAAAAUUACAACGACGGCAUUGCAUAUCAGUGGGUCUCAUCCCAGCGUACCCAAAGAUUUAAAAUGGGCCCUAAAAUUUACAAUACUCCACGGGACAUUUGCUUUAGGAUUCGUAACAGUUAUAUACAGCAUCAUCUACCACGAUUUAAAAGAACAAAACUUCGUUCAAAUUUGCAAAGACUGCGUAGUAUUUGUUUUAUUCUGUGUGACAUCACUCCAGUACUGCGUCUUACUGAUCCAUCAGGAUAACCUCGUGUUAUUGAUUAAAAAUAUAAAUUCUGACUAUGAGCAGAUGCAGAACUUGUCUGAUAAGGAAAAGCAGUUGAUGGACAAAUAUAUGAAUCUAGGUGCAAAAGUUUGCCGGCAUUGGUUCGUUCUGGUUUUAGUAACUUGCUUGAUAUUCCUUAUAAAAAGUGUGGGAUUUAUGUGCUAUUACUAUUUAAUUAAUGAUAUCAAAUAUAUUCCCUAUUACGAUAUUAAGUACCCAGAGUUCAUUGAAGAACGGAAGAAUGAAAAUUUCUCUGUGUUUUUGAUUACUUAUUGUUUAAUGUUUUACUUUGCCCUUUAUUCGGUUUUGAUUUACGUUGCGUACGUGCCACUGGGUCCAGUAUUUAUGCUGCAUGCAAGUGGACUACUUGAGGUGGUCAAGAACCGGAUUGACGAUCUGUUUUCGGAUUCUAAUCCUGAAAAGAUUCGGGAGAAACUGAAGGACGUUGUUAUGAAGCUGCAGUACAUUUACAGCAUCGUUGAUGAUAUGAAGACAAUAUUUAGGUUUGGGUACGAAGUAUCUCUGAAAGGUACAGCCGUACUACUGCCUGUCACCUUUUAUGCAGUGCUUGAGGCUGCCAAAAACGGAGAAAUAAGCAUGGAGUUCAUAAGUUUUAUAGCAGGAGGGAUAGUGAUAAGUGCGGUUCCGUGCUACUACAGCGACUUGCUUAUGGAGAAGGGCGAAGCUGUACGCUUGUCCUUGUACAUGUGUGGGUGGGAGCAGCAUUACGAUCGGCGCACGCGCACCACGCUGCAGUUGAUGCUGCUACGGGCACUCAGACCUAUUGCUAUACAGACUUUAUUCAGAACUUUAUGCUUGGAUGCCCUAACUGACUUGUUUCAACAGUCUUAUGGUAUCUUCAACCUGAUGAAUGCCAUGUGGAGUUAA
Spodoptera littoralis (African cotton leafworm) is the source of this 1194-nucleotide messenger RNA. Lineage: Eukaryota; Metazoa; Arthropoda; Insecta; Lepidoptera; Noctuidae. The record is from the annotation of a GenBank genome assembly.